Messenger RNA from Coffea arabica (coffee), 4138 nucleotides. RefSeq names its product putative late blight resistance protein homolog R1B-17. Gene Ontology annotation, molecular function: ADP binding. Gene Ontology annotation, biological process: defense response to other organism. NCBI's taxonomy places the organism in Eukaryota, Viridiplantae, Streptophyta, Magnoliopsida, Gentianales, Rubiaceae. The record is from RefSeq and is a predicted model, not a curated record.
GAAAAGAAGGAAGAGUCUCGCCAACAAUAUUUGACUAUUUUCAGGUUAUGAGAAAAGUUGUAAACCUUGAACUAAAGUUUAUUCAAGAUGCAAAUAUGAUCUCAGAGUGAAUAGAAGGUACAACAAUGGAGAUCUGCUGCAGCAGUAGCCCUAGUUGCUUUGAACUCGCUCUCGAUUUUCUGGGCUGGAUCAAUAAGACAUUCCGUUAUUUCGGUGAUGAUAUCUAUGGGCUGAAGACCCGGGUGAGACUAUUACAAAGCUUUGAUCUGUAUCUGACAAAGUGUAGGAGGAGGAGGAGGAACCAUGAAACCUGUUUGGAACAAGAUGAGGAGGAGAAGGAUGUUACUUCUUUCAUAAUUCAAAAUUUGAUUAUCAGGGGAAUGCAAGAUCUUGAAAUUGCUUGCAACGAAUGCUUGAUUCAUUCUCGUUCAACUUAUGCGACUCAGGUCCAAAGUGAGCUCACCAGAUUCCGGAAAGCAAUCAAGUUGUUUUUCGGGACACAUAUCAAGGAAUCGUGGAUUAACUUUCUGUUGGAGUAUUACUGGCUGAGAGAUCCAGAACUAGUGAUUGAUUUCAUUGAUUUGGUUUCAAAGGCUCUGGCGAAAAUGAAGAGUUUCUAUUUCGGACGCCUCGGAAAGAAGCUAAUGUUCUUGAAGAGUUUCAUUCUUUUUGCCAUGCUUCGCGGUGUCAAGGGUCAGCAACUGAUAGAUCUCUUGAUUCACGCUGAAGUGAUGGCUAUCAAUGCAUCACACUUGGCUUCUAUAUGGUACUUUCACACAGAUAAUGAAGUACUGAAUGAAACAGGACUUCAAAUUCCUCGACUAAUAGAUGAGAAGAUUAAUCCCGGUGAUCCCCAGGUCCGAGAAACUUACAUCCAUGUCUUGACUGCUGCAAAGUUCGCAAGAUCAUCAGACAUUUCAGAUCUGGAGAAGAAUAAGCAUCUAGUAGCUGACUUUAUGGAUCAUCUCGUUCAGAAUACUGCGGAGCUACUACAACCUUGUACCAAUACUCCAGUCCCGAUCAUGAAUCAAAUGCUCAAAUUUGUUGACGGGCUAAGAUUCCUGACAAUCCUCCUCAGGCAUCAGGAGAAGUUCAAAGAUCUGUGCCAUGAAAUGAAGAAUCUUAUUGGAGUUUUGGCCUGUGAUGCAGCGGUUGUAAUUUUCUCUCUUUCUGUGAAUCAAAUCAAAGAAGGCUUGGCCAAGGAAACCAAUCUUGCUCUUUGUCAUUUGUUUAAAGUGCUCAAGUUUAUUAGGGCAGAAGUUACCGAUCCAGUAACAUCAUUCUCGUCAUUUGGUUUUCCUAGGACCAAUGAGUUGGGGUCUAUGGAUUUUCUCCUUGAAAAUCUGAAGGAACUAGAAAGUUGUAAUGAGGCUGAUGAUUCAAUUGCAUUCCCAAAAGAUCAAAUCCACAGAGUCCUAGAAGAUCUCGUAUUCUUAAGAUCUUUCCUUGUCAAGGUAGUAGACCAGCGUAACCGGAAUGGAAAACUCCAAGCUCUUUGGAGUCGUGCUAUGGAGGUUGCACACAGGGCAGAGUUUGUCAUUGACUCUAUUGUGGUUGGUGAUAAACAUGAAUAUUUGGAAAGAGUUGCCAGAGAUAUCCAGCUUUUGAGGACUGAGGCCCUGGAAACCUAUGAUAGCACGAGGCAUGACUGUGGAGCUCAGAGAACAAACCGGAAAUCUUUCCGCAUUGAGUCAAAAUGUAGCACCCCAGUGUUGAAUGAAGUUCUAGUGGGUCUUGAUGAUGAGGUAAAGACGAUUAUUCAGUGUCUUACCAGGGGUUCAAAGCGGUUGGACUUUGUUUCAAUUGUGGGUAUGGCUGGACUUGGUAAGACAACAUUGGCCAAUAGAGUUUACAAUGAUCCAUUAAUUUUGAGCCACUUUCAUAUGCUUGCUCGGUGUACUGUUUCUCAAGUGUAUAGCAUGCACAGUUUGUUAGUUCAGCUUUUAUGUAGUAUUUCUUCUAGAAGUCCUGGUGAAUAUCUUGAGAUGGAUGAAAAUGAUUUGGCUCUCAAACUGUACAAACUUUUAAAGAAAAAUAGGUAUCUCAUUUUUUUGGAUGAUGUGUGGGAGAUUAAGGCAUGGAAUUUGCUGGAGAGAUCAUUGCCCGAUGAUGCUAACGGAAGUAGGAUCCUCUUCACCAGCAGAAUUCAAUUGCAAUUCAAACCUGAUAGCAAGGCUCACCAUCUCCGCCACCUUACUGACGAAGAGAGUCGGGAAUUGCUGCAGAAAAAGCUAUUUGGUAAAGAAGGUUUUCCUCCGACACUAGACUGCUGGAAAGAAGUUGCAAAGAGUCUAACUUCCAGUACUGUCCUUGAUGAUGAAUACUGCAUGAAGACGCUUGAGUUGAGUUACAGUCAUUUAUCGGAUGAUUUGAAACCAUGCCUUCUUUACUUUGGUGCAUAUAAAGAAGAUGAAAAUGUUCCUGUCCGAAGGUUGUUCUGGCUCUGGAUCGCUGAAGGCUUUGUGCGAAAGACUGAAGAAAAGAGCUUAAAGGAUGUGGCAGAUGACUAUUUGAAGGAUCUAGUUGAUAGAAGUUUAGUUAUGGUUUCCAAACAAAGAACUAUGGUGGUGCCAAAACCUGUCGACUUCAUGAUUUGAUACAUGAGUUUUGUGUGAAAAAGGCCAAAGAAGAAGACUUUCUACAUGUUUUGCAUAGUCGGAAUGAUCAUUUUAUUCUUACUGUCCAAAGCAACCCCCUCAGAGUUUGUAAUCGAAGUGCCAAGAAUUUGAAGAUUUGGGAGUUAUUGCUAGAAUUUCCCAAUGUACGCAGUUUGUUAUUGUUUAAGGAGGAAGAUUUGGGAUAUUGGUUCCCUAAACUUCUAAGAGUGUUGGAUUUGGGGGAAUUGAACUUUGGUGCAUAUUUUCCUAUGGAAGUAUUUUUACUUCCUGACUUGAGAUACUUGGCUCUUUGUGCUAGUGAAGUAAAUUUCAUCCCAGCUGCAAUAGCAAACCUCUCAAGGUUACAAACUUUUCUGCUACAAGGAGGAUACCUCACUGAGUUGUUGUUACCCAAGACUAUCUGGAACAUUAAGACAUUGAGGCAUCUAUGGACUACAGCUGGUUUUGUUUUUCCUGAUGAAAAUCUUGAAGUAUCCCCAGGCUUAAUUCAUUUAGACACUUUAAGCCUUGCCAUUGAUCCCUCCUCUCAAAACUUGGAAAAGAUACUGACAAAGUUACCAAACAUCCGCAGGCUAAGAUGUAAGAUGACGGCAUCAAGAAAAAAACCUACCAGAAUUGGAGACGGGAUUCUCGUGUUUGAUUGCUUGAGUCAACUAGAAUCACUUGCUCUGCGUUACUUUGACGGAUACGGAUUUAAAUUCCCAUUGGAUUUGAAGAAGUUGAGUCUCUCAUACAAUGAGCAGUCAUGGAGUGAAAUCUCAACAAUUGGAAAGUUGCCCAAACUUGAAGUGCUUAAAUUACUCGAUGACUCCUUCUCUGGGGAAGAAUGGGAAGUGAAAGAAGGGGAGUUCCCUAGCCUCCGAGCCUUGAAAUUGAGGGGCUUGUGGAACUUUCGCAGCUGGACUGCAUCUUUUGAUAAUUUUCCCCGUCUUGAGAAGUUGGUUUUGCACGAUUGUGAGAAUUUGGAAGAGUUGCCUUCUUGUUUAGGGGAAUGUCCGACUCUCGAAAUUAUUGAGGUGAAAUGGUGUCGUGAGUCUGUUGCAAGUUCCGUGAAGCAAAUUCAACAAGAACAGAUAGAUACGGGAAAUGAGACUCUAAAGAUCUUAAUUGAAGAUUGUGUUGAUCUAUGGAGUCCCAGCGAAGAAGAAGAAGAAGAAGAAGAAGAGUCAAGUCCCUCAGAAACAGAGUCAAUCUCAUCACAAUGAGUCUAAUUCAAGUUUUUUAAAAGCAAUUUCUGGAGCUUCCUUUUUUCCCCUUUAUAUUUGACUUGAUGCAGCCAGCCAUAAAAUCUCAACUCCUUUUUUUCCAAUUCUGCUACAGAUUGAUAUGAUGCUUAUAGUUAGCCGAGCACAAGCCUAUAUGCAAGGUACACUUUUCCUUCUUUGUAUUCUAGUCAGAGUAGUACAGAAACUUUUAAAUUGCUUCUAUUUUUCCUCAACAGAGAACCGUACACUCAAUUAAUUAAUAUGUUAAAACAUCCAUUUUUUUUGCAACAAACAUUAAGAAGAGACAAGAAAAAA